AUGGAGGAUUCGUCAAAUGGGCCGUCGAGUUUCUGGACUCAGGCCAACGCUUUGCUGAGGAAGAACCUGAUCUUUCAGAAAAGAAACAUCAAGACUAAUAUCCGACUCAUUCUAUUCCCGAUCAUACUCUGUUUGUUGCUUGUUCUCAUCCAACAAUUGGUGAACAAUGAACUAGAUAGACCCUCGAACAGAUGUGGCUGCACUUGUGUAGAUACUGGGAAUGGCCAAUGUGAAAGAAGGUGUGGCGUUGAGUACUCAGAUUUGGACCAAAUCGGCUCCUGUCCCAUCCCUCAUCCCCCACAAUGGCCCCCAUUGCUACAGUUACCUGCCCUGCAGUACCGUGCAGUGAGAACGGAUGUUAUGCCAUAUGGAGACUUGCCUGAUGAGUCAUGCAGGAGAACAGGUUCCUGUCCGGUAACUAUGCUUUUUACAGGGAAUAACAGAACAUUUGGACAAAGUCUGGCUGCAAACUUGUUUUCAACACCAUUAAAUAUAAAUGCUUCAGAUGUACUGCACAGCUUAGCGGAUGAUGCCUUGGGUUCAGAAACAAUGACUCGUUAUACCAAUUUUAUUGACGAAGCUUUUUUCUCCAAUGAGAUUGAUAUUCUUCAACCUCAAUGCACAUCAAAUUCUCAAUUUGCUAUUCCCCUCCGGUUAGGUUCUGUUACAUUACAGCAAGAUGUACGUUGCAUUCAGGGACUGCGUUUAUGGCGUAAUAGUUCUUCAGAGAUAAACGAUGUGCUAUACAAUGGUUACAAUAGAGGGAAUUCAGAAAGGCGGAUUAAUGAGAUUGUAGCAGCCUAUGAUUUUAUGAAUUCAAAUGAGAAUCUAUUCAACGUUAAUGUAUGGUACAAUUCUACAUAUAAGAAUGACACAGGCAAUCUGCCUAUUGCCUUGACGCGAGUGCCUCGUUCGGUGAAUUUGGUAUCAAAUGCAUAUCUUGAAUUUCUGCUCGGUCCAGGUACAAGAAUGCUUUUCGAGUUUGUCAAAGAAAUGCCCAAACCUGAAACAAUCCCCAGGCUUGAUUUAUCUUCUCUCCUUGGGACGCUGUUCUUUACAUGGGUUAUUGUACAACUGUUCCCUGUUGUGUUAUUAUCAUUGGUUUAUGAGAAACAACACAGACUAAGAAUUAUGAUGAAAAUGCAUGGACUUGGUGAUGGACCUUAUUGGAUGAUAUCGUAUGCAUAUUUUCUUGCCAUAUCUUCGAUCUACAUGUUAUGCUUUGUGAUUUUCGGCUCACUCAUAGGUCUAAACUUCUUCCGGCUAAAUGAUUAUAGCAUCCAGUUUGUGUUUUAUUUCAUCUACAUAAACUUGCAAAUUUCUAUGGCUUUUCUUGUUGCUGAUUUGUUUUCAAACGUGAAGACUGCUACAGUUGUGGGCUAUAUCAUGGUGUUUGGAACCGGGCUUCUAGGUGGCUUCCUUUUCCAGUUUUUUCUCCAAGAUUCUUCAUUCCCAAGAGCUGGGAUAAUUGCUAUGGAGUUAUUUCCAGGAUUUUCUCUUUACCGUGGGUUAUACGAGUUUUCCCAAUACGCUUUCACUGGAAAUGAUAUGGGAACUGACGGCAUGCGAUGGACUGAUCUAAGUGAUAGUAACAAUGGAAUGAGAGAGGUCUUGAUCAUUAUGGCAUUGGAAUGGGUAGUUGUACUCUGUUUUGCAUUUUAUGUAGAUCAAGUUACGUCAUCUGGUAAAAGCCCUUUGUUUUUCCUAAAGAGGCGUAGAAAGGGACUCUCAUCAUCAUCCUUCCGUAAACCUAGCUUGCGAAGGCAGGGGUCUAAAGUUUUUGUUCAACUGGAGAAACCUGACGUUCAGCAAGAGAGGGAGAAAGUCGAACAGUUAAUACUUGAAUCAAGUACUAGUCAGGCCGUCAUAUGCGAUGAUCUCAAAAAGAUAUAUCCAGGUAGAGAUGGAAACCCUGAGAAAUUUGCAGUCAGGGGUCUUUCGCUUGCUUUGCCACAAGGGGAGUGUUUCGGCAUGCUUGGUCCAAAUGGUGCUGGAAAAACUUCGUUUAUUAAUAUGAUGAUUGGGCUUAUAAAGCCAAGCUCUGGAACUGCAUAUGUAGAAGGACUGGAUAUACGUACUGAUAUGGAUAGCAUAUAUACCAGCAUGGGUGUGUGUCCUCAGCAUGAUUUACUGUGGGAAACUUUAACUGGAAGAGAACACCUACUUUUCUAUGGAAGGCUUAAGAAUCUCAAAGGGGCUUCCCUAACACAAGCAGUAGAAGAAUCUCUGAAGAGCGUGAACUUGUUUCACGGUGGGGUGGCCGACAAACAAGCUGGUAAAUACAGUGGAGGCAUGAAGAGGAGACUUAGUGUCGCAAUUUCACUUAUUGGAGAUCCCAAGGUGGUCUACAUGGACGAGCCGAGUACUGGGCUUGAUCCGGCUUCACGAAACCUGUUGUGGAAUGUCGUGAAACGAGCAAAACAAAACAGAGCUAUAAUCCUCACCACACAUUCAAUGGAAGAAGCCGAGCAUUUAUGCGACCGUCUUGGGAUUUUCGUUGAUGGAAGCUUGCAGUGUGUUGGAAACCCCAAAGAGCUCAAGGCUAGGUACGGGGGCUCGUAUGUAUUCACGAUAACAACGUCCGCUGAUCACGAUGAGGAAGUCGAGAAUCUGGUUCGACACCUCUCACCGAGCGCCACCAAAAUCUACCAAAUCUCGGGGACCCAAAAAUUCGAGCUGGCCAAGCAAGAAGUAAGAAUUUCGGACGUUUUCCAGGCAGUCGAGAAAGCAAAGAGUCGGUUCGCGGUUCAGGCGUGGGGCUUGGCUGACACGACGUUAGAAGAUGUUUUUAUUAAGGUUGCAAGAGGGGCUCAGGCGUUCACCAGACUCUCGUGA
This is a messenger RNA of Striga hermonthica, 2835 nucleotides long. The record is from the annotation of a GenBank genome assembly. NCBI's taxonomy places the organism in Eukaryota, Viridiplantae, Streptophyta, Magnoliopsida, Lamiales, Orobanchaceae.